GCGGAGGCUCAGAGGCGCAGGAGCUGAAAAGAGUUGGCGGGGAUAAGUUGGAGGGCAGAAGAGAUGGAGGUCCUGCAGAGCGUCCGGCUGCUGUGUGUCUGUCUGAUGAUGAUGAUGAGUGAGCUGAAGAUGUCAGCUGCUGCACAGAACUUUUGCUCCAACUCGACGGUGCUCCGCACUCGCACGAUGUGCCACUCCUGCACCAUCAGCCAGCUGAUCCUGUGCCCAUCAGGAUUCAAACCCACGCCCAGAUCCAAUGCCCAGGACUGCAAGUACUACAUCAACACUCCCAGCAUGAAGCUGCCCCUCAGUGGCUGCUCCUUCGAGUGCUACAAGGAGGUGGAAAUAAAGAGCUGCUGUCCAGGUUACUGGGGCCCCGACUGCAUCGAGUGUCCUGACCAGGCCGCCAGACCCUGCAGCGGCAGAGGCAUCUGCUCCGCUGGACUGGGAGGGAAUGGGACCUGCAGCUGCCAGGAGGGCUUUGCAGGAACUGCCUGUGAGGACUGUGCACCUGGACGGUACAGCCCCACCUGUAGCUCAGUCUGCUCCUGUGUCCACGGCCUCUGUGCUUCUGGAAUAGUGGGCGACGGCCGAUGCACCUGUUUCUCUGGAUACACGGGUCCCAACUGUGACCAAGAGUUACCAGAGUGUGCAGCUCUCAGCUGUCAGCAGAACUCUCGCUGUAUUGAAGAAGCUCUGACGGGGCAGUUAGUGUGCCAGUGUCUACCCGGCUACCAGAGAGCAGGAGCCAAGUGUUUAUCCAUAAAUCCAUGUCUGCAGCGGGUGUGUCACGCUCAGGCCUCCUGUGUCCACACUGGACCAAACCAGCACCUGUGUACCUGCAAUGAGGGCUACAGCGGGGACGGGCGGGUCUGCAUGGCUAUUGACCCAUGUCAGACCGAUCGUGGCGGCUGCGCCGCUGAGUCUGCCCGCUGUGUGUACGAUGGACCGGGCAGGUCCCACUGUGAGUGCCUCUCUGGGUUUGACACUUUGUCGGGCGGUGGCUGCAGCCUAAAGAACUCCUGCACACCUGAUUCCUGCCACCGGAACGCCAACUGCAGCACCGUGGGACCUGGACAAGUUGAGUGCGCCUGUCUCCAGGGCUACAUUGGUAAUGGUAAAGUCUGCAUUGGGAACAUCAUGGAGCGUCUGAAUGACCUGAACACAGAACCAGGAGGCCAGUGGACGGGUCAGCUGAGCAAUGCCAUCACUCUGUUUGGAUCUUUGUCGUGGCCGCUGCAGAAUUUGGGUCCGUUCACCGUUUUCAUCCCGAUAAAUAAAGGCUUCAAGGGAACGCCGGUGAGGACUCUGAUAGCGGACAGGUCCAAAGCUACAUACCUGUGUAAGAUGCAUCUGGUCGCUGGGAUGAUGCAGUUUGACACACUGAAGAAAACUGAUGUCUUCUACACACUGACGGGAAAAUCAGCAGAGACGGACACAUCAGAGGGGGACGCUCAAACCAAAAUCCGUAUCCAUGGCGGCAGGAAGAAAGGUGUAAUCAUCCAGUCUAAUGUUGUUGCAUCUAAUGGGAUCAUCCAUAUCAUCAAUAGGCUGAUGGAAAGCGUGCCUCCCAUCGUAGAAAGCAACACUGAGGAGAACCUGAUGAAGAUCGUUUCUGACUACGGCAAGUUUCAGACUUUCACCAGUUUAUUACAGAAAACUCCUCUGGCAUCUUUGCUGGACCAGCCGGGACCAAUCACUGUGCUUGCACCCACCACUGCAGCAUUUGAUGCAAUGAUAGAAGAACACCUGAAGUAUCUCAUGAGCCCUGACGGUCACAGCAAACUGCUGGAGUUUCUCAGGAACCACAUUAUUCCGGCCACUGCGCUGGAGAUCUACAAUGCUGUGUCAACCCCAAGAUACGUGACAAUGGCCAAUCAGGUUCUGACAAUCACCGUGAUGGAAAAUGGCCAGAUCUUGGUUAAUGGUGCAGCCGUGUUGGAGGCAGCUGUGGAGGCAAAAAAUGGACGUCUUUAUGUGAUGGAUGGAGUUUUGACUCCGCCCUCCAUCGAACCUGUGUUGCCCAGUAGAUGUGACGUCACAGAGACUAAAAUCAUCAUGGGUGAAUGUGUCGCGUGUUCAAAGCUAAUAAUGACCCAAUGCUCUUCUGGAGUUUUUACAGGCUCUUCCACAUUUGGAUGUUCUUAUAUUUUCACCAAGGGCAACCCAUCUGUUAAAGUCCCAGUGAAAGGCUGCUCUGCACACUGCAACUCAACAGUCACGAUUCCAGCGUGCUGUAAAGGUUUCUACGGUCCAGACUGCAGACCAUGUCCAGGUGGAUACCAGACGCCCUGCUCCGGACACGGGCAGUGUUCGGAGGGGGUUUCAAGAAAUGGAACAUGCAGCUGUGAACCGAACUUCAGCGGCUCACGCUGUCAGUACUGCUCCUCCUCCAACAAAUAUGGACCAAACUGUGACAGAACCUGCCCCUGUAUCCACGGGCAGUGUGAUAACCGUCCGGAUUCAGAAGGUCGGUGUAAAGUGGACUCGUGUCAGCAGGGUUACACCGGUCCUUUGUGUAAUCGACAGACGGCCGCCUGCGGCGCUCAGGCUCAGUUUUGCCACGCACAUGCUGACUGUGACUUCAGCCAGGGAACAGUCAAGUGUAUUUGUAAAACUGGUUUCCAAGGUGAUGGGAUCACCUGUGUGGCGUCUGACCCGUGUGCUCCACCCCACCGAGGUGGCUGCAGCCUGAACGCUAAAUGUAUAAAGACAGGCCCUGGGACUCACGUCUGUCAGUGUCUGACUGGAUGGAGGGAGGAUGGGGAUGAGUGUCAACCAAUCAACAACUGCAACAGUCCUGACAGAGGCGGCUGCCACCCCAACGCCACCUGUGUUUAUGUGGGACCCGGACAGAGUGACUGCACCUGUAAGGCCGGUUACCAGGGCAGCGGGCAGGACUGUGAACCUGUGAACCAGUGUGUGACUGCAGACGGAGGCUGUCACUACUUUGCCAGCUGUCUCCUGCUGUCCUCUCAGUGGACGUGUGUCUGCGAUGAAGGAUAUGUUGGAAAUGGACACGUGUGUUACGGUACAGUUGAACAGGAGCUCAGCAUCCUGCCUGAGGCCUCAGACUUCUUCACAUGGAUGACUGAUUCGGAUCUGUCUCCGUCUCUGUUGGAUCAGAACCUCACCCUCCUGGUUCCAUCCUCAGCAGCCAUCAGCAAAAUGUCCUCAGAAGACAAAAACUUCUGGACGUUGAGGGGAAACCUGCCGAGUCUCAUCAGAAAUCACAUGAUCGCUGGUGACUACCCCUUAUCUAGCCUCUGGAACAUGUCGUCUGUGACAUCCCUUCUGGGAACAACACUUCGUGUUUCUACAAACGACGAGAUCACUUCUGUUGGUGGAGCUCUCAUCGGCACGUCAAACGUUGCUGCUACAAACGGACUGAUCCAUUUCAUCGAUAAGGUUUUGGUUCCCGACAGAACACUGAGUGAAGGUGUGCUGGCCACGCUCGCUCUCAGGCCGGAGUUCUCACUCUUCAGAUCGUAUCUCAUCGAUUAUAACCUGACCAAUGAUAUCGAACAGGCUGACGAAUUCACCAUCUUUGCUCCGACAGACGCCGCCGUCACUGAGUACCUGAAGAAAAUGGCAGCCACUGCCCUGGAUGUGAAGACCACUCGUUACCACGUGGUGGCAUCGCAGCGUCUGUUAAAAACAGACCUUCAGCUUGGAGGUUACAAAGAGACUAUGCUUGGGUUUUCCUUCCAGCUCGGCAUUUUCCCACGAGACGGAAAGCUGUUUGUGAAUGAUGCUCAGAUGAACUCCUCUGACAUCCUGAGCGGUAAAGGAGUGAUCCACGGUCUGUCAGCUGUUCUUCAGAUCAACAGAAAUCGCUGCGAUGAUCUCACGUACACAAAAGUCAUGGGGAACUGUGUCGACUGCUUAUUCCACCAAAACAAGAUCUGCCCCAAUGACACCAUCCCAGAUAAAUCGGUGAGGAGGACGAGAAAGUGCAUGUUCACCCGCACGUUUGAGGGCGAGUGGCUCCCGAGAGUCGGCUGCAGAGCCACCUGCCUCCAGAAGAAGAUCGAGCGGAGGUGCUGUGCAGGGUUUUUCGGGGAGCACUGCGAGGCAUGCCCCGGUCCAAAGGGUCGGCCCUGCUUCGAUAAUGGAGUGUGUGUGGACGGAACAAACGGGACCGGAGUGUGUCGGUGUAACGAAGGCUUCAACGGGACCGCCUGUGAAACCUGCCAGAGCGGCAAAUACGGAGUCCACUGUGACCAAGAGUGCGAAUGCAAGAACGGACAGUGUAACGAGGGACUGAAGGGCGAUGGGACCUGCGAAUGUGACGUGGACUGGAGGGGAGUCCACUGUGACCAAAAGAUCGAAGCCAAAGCUGACGAGCAGUGCGGCUCGGUGAGAUGCCACGGCAGUGCAAACUGUGUGACCGGCUCGUCCGGCCCUCAGUGUAUCUGUGCUGCCGGCUUCAAAGGAAACGGGACUUUCUGUCAAGCCAUAGAUCCGUGCGUGGUGGAUAACGGCGGCUGCAGUCUGUACGCUCUCUGUAAGAGGACUCGACCCGGCCGAAGAGACUGUGUCUGUAAUGCCGGCUACGUGGGCGACGGACUUGUGUGUGUCGAGAUAAAUCCCUGCCUGAAAGGAAACGGGGGUUGCCAUGCCAAUGCAGACUGCAUUCACAUUGGACCGAACAAAACUUCCUGUGUCUGCAGGGAAUUUUACACCGGUGACGGGAAGAACUGCAACAUCAUCGACUUGUGCCAAAAGAACAAUGGCGGCUGUCAUCGGAAUGCCCGGUGCAACAUGACAGGUCCAGGCACUCAAAGCUGCACCUGCAGGCAAAAUUUCAUCGGCGACGGUGUGACCUGCAAAGGCACUGUGGCGAGGGAAAUAGAGACACGUCGACACACGGACUUUUACUUUGGUCUGAUGAUGAUGGAGAUUUCCCUGCAAGGGCGAGGGCCAUUCACUGUCUUCAUUCCAGACCCCGAGGCCUUCAGGACAAACACUUCACGCGAGAUGAGACGGAAGAGAGAGCGGUACGCUAAUGUCCUGCGCAGCCACAUCGUCAUGUGUCACACUCUCCUGGCUGCUGACCUGAGCCAACCACGAAACCUGACAUCGCUGUCUGGACUCGUGCUGACCACCAGCAUCACCCAGGGCAGUGUCUUCAUCAACCAGGCAAAUGUGACAAAGAGCGAUGACCUCAGUGUGAAUGGAAUCAUCCAUGAAAUUGACAGGAUUCUGUAUCCUCCAGAUGUGG
This is a messenger RNA of Haplochromis burtoni (Burton's mouthbrooder), 5224 nucleotides long. RefSeq names its product stabilin 2 (gene stab2). Gene Ontology annotation, molecular function: calcium ion binding. The record is from RefSeq and is a predicted model, not a curated record. Lineage: Eukaryota; Metazoa; Chordata; Actinopteri; Cichliformes; Cichlidae.